Molecule: messenger RNA, 8567 nt
Organism: Callithrix jacchus (white-tufted-ear marmoset)
Lineage: Eukaryota; Metazoa; Chordata; Mammalia; Primates; Cebidae
Gene: NR2C2
Product: nuclear receptor subfamily 2 group C member 2
Biological process (GO): regulation of DNA-templated transcription
Molecular function (GO): sequence-specific DNA binding; zinc ion binding; DNA-binding transcription factor activity
Source: RefSeq, a predicted model, not a curated record
CCCGCGAGCCCGCGGCCCCCGGGCUCCCGCCAUCCGCCGACGCCGGGAGCCGGGGCUCCCCGCGCCCUGCCCUCCGCGCCGGGGGCCGCCCGCCGCAGACACGGGACCCGCUUCGAGGCCGCUUUGGCGCCAAACCCUAAGUUUUAGGCACUGGGGAUACAUCUGGAGAACCAGCUGGACGAGACCCCUGCCCUCACUAGCGUUGGGGGGCUAGGGGGUAAAUAGACAAAGAAAUAAUUCCAGAGAGUGGACCGCCUAUGACUGCGGUAGCAGUGAGAGAAGCUCUCAGAAGGUGCACAUUCCUCCUUGUUCAUUUUUAGCAGCUUCCAAAGCUGCUGUUGAUGAUGCCUGACGAUGCUUUGAAGGCAGAAAACCAACAGUGAGAUCAAGAAUUGUUCUCUAAUGAUCUUGCUUCACCAUGGCUACAAAUAUGGAGGGGCUGGUUCAGCACAGAGUGGGGACCCAGCAGGUGGCUGAGGUAACACGUACACAGACCUCUCGGCCAGAAUCUCCAGGGAUGACCAGCCCCUCCCCACGCAUCCAGAUAAUCUCCACCGACUCUGCUGUAGCCUCACCUCAGCGCAUUCAGGGCUCUGAACCUGCCUCUGGCCCAUUGAGUGUUUUCACCUCUUUGAACAAAGAGAAGAUUGUCACAGACCAGCAGACAGGACAGAAGAUCCAGAUAGUCACCGCAGUGGACGCCUCUGGAUCCCCCAAACAGCAGUUCAUACUGACCAGCCCAGAUGGAGCUGGAACUGGGAAGGUGAUCCUGGCUUCCCCAGAGACAUCCAGUGCCAAGCAACUCAUAUUCACCACCUCAGACAACCUUGUCCCUGGCAGGAUCCAGAUUGUCACGGAUUCUGCCUCUGUGGAGCGUUUACUGGGGAAGACGGACGUCCAGCGGCCCCAGGUGGUAGAGUACUGUGUGGUCUGUGGCGACAAAGCCUCCGGCCGUCACUAUGGGGCUGUCAGUUGUGAAGGUUGCAAAGGUUUCUUCAAAAGGAGUGUGAGGAAAAAUCUGACCUAUAGCUGCCGGAGCAACCAAGACUGCAUCAUCAAUAAACAUCACCGGAACCGCUGUCAGUUUUGCCGGCUGAAAAAAUGCUUAGAGAUGGGCAUGAAAAUGGAAUCUGUACAGAGUGAACGGAAGCCCUUCGAUGUGCAACGGGAGAAACCAAGCAAUUGUGCUGCUUCAACUGAGAAAAUCUAUAUCCGGAAGGACCUGAGAAGUCCCCUGAUAGCCACUCCCACGUUUGUGGCAGACAAAGAUGGAGCAAGACAAACAGGUCUUCUUGAUCCAGGGAUGCUUGUGAACAUCCAGCAGCCUUUGAUACGUGAGGAUGGUACAGUUCUCCUGGCCACGGAUUCUAAGGCUGAAACAAGCCAGGGAGCUCUGGGCACACUGGCAAAUGUAGUGACCUCCCUUGCCAACCUAAGUGAAUCCUUGAACAACGGUGACACUUCAGAAAUCCAACCAGAGGACCAGUCUGCAAGUGAGAUUACUCGGGCAUUUGAUACCUUAGCUAAAGCACUUAAUACUACAGACAGCUCCUCUUCUCCAAGCCUGGCAGAUGGGAUAGACACCAGUGGAGGAGGGAGCAUUCAUGUCAUCAGCAGAGACCAGUCGACACCCAUCAUUGAGGUUGAAGGCCCUCUCCUUUCAGACACACACGUCACAUUUAAGCUUACAAUGCCCAGUCCAAUGCCAGAGUACCUCAAUGUGCACUACAUCUGUGAGUCUGCGUCCCGUCUGCUUUUCCUCUCAAUGCACUGGGCUCGGUCAAUCCCAGCCUUUCAGGCACUUGGGCAGGACUGCAACACCAGCCUGGUGCGUGCCUGCUGGAAUGAGCUCUUCACCCUCGGCCUGGCCCAGUGUGCCCAGGUCAUGAGUCUCUCCACCAUCCUAGCCGCCAUCGUCAACCACCUGCAGAACAGCAUCCAGGAAGAUAAACUUUCUGGUGACCGGAUAAAGCAAGUCAUGGAGCACAUCUGGAAACUGCAAGAGUUCUGUAACAGCAUGGCGAAGCUGGAUAUAGACGGCUAUGAGUAUGCAUACCUUAAAGCUAUAGUUCUCUUUAGUCCCGAUCAUCCAGGUUUGACCAGCACAAGCCAGAUUGAAAAAUUCCAAGAAAAGGCACAGAUGGAGUUGCAGGACUAUGUUCAGAAAACCUACUCGGAAGAUACCUACCGAUUGGCCCGGAUCCUUGUUCGCCUGCCGGCACUGAGGCUGAUGAGCUCCAACAUAACAGAAGAACUUUUUUUUACUGGUCUCAUUGGCAAUGUUUCGAUAGACAGCAUAAUCCCCUACAUCCUCAAGAUGGAGACAGCAGAGUAUAAUGGCCAGAUCACCGGAGCCAGUCUAUAGUGCACACCACACACCUGCCAAGGAGCAAAAGAAUCUUCCCAGGACCGUUCACAUACAAAGAAAAGUAAAGUAGUGGUAUUUUGGUAUGUGCAAAUAUUUCCAUAUGUUAGCCAUUUCCUGUCCGGUUUUUCCUUAUCUGUUAAUCCCAGACAAUAGCAAUUAAGACUAGUAGGAUCCUUUCCUGACAUAAGAAAUGUUUUAAUGCCUUUUGAUGAAGCAGCAGAUUUUGGAACAAUCUUUUAACUCAAUUUAUAUUUAGAAAUUCUCAAAGGGCAAAAAACAGAAAGGUUUUCUAACGUCAGAGACUAGUAUUAAAGAAAACAAAGAACCUAAGAAUAGUAUGUCUGUGUAUAUAUAUAAAAAGUCCUUGGAAUUAUAGAUACUAAUUACCAGGGUAAUAAUAUUAGCACUUUCUAAGCACUUAGCAAUGUGUAAUGUUAGCAACAUCUUGCCUGUGGGCAGGGCAAAUGGAAAACUGUAUAUGUCUUUUGCCGAAAUGCUAAUGAUUUCUGUGGAAACUCACUAGGGUACAGGAGACAAUCAUUUAUGUUUAAGAAAAGGCAUCAUUCCUAAUUGUGUGAACAUGUUGUGGUUGAGCUGAAUUCUGUGAAUGGAAACAUGGCUCAUUUGCAUCAUGCAGUGAGAGAGAGUGUGGUGGCAUAGUCGGUGGUGACCCAGACUAGAAGCUUCUAGCCAUAGAGCGGACAUUUGUCAGGUUCCCUGACCACUUGGUCCUGGUCUCUGAUGGGCAUCUACAGAUCCCUCUAGAACCUGGGGUUCUCCUUUGAUGACUUAGUUGUCUGAAUUGGAUUGCAACUAAUCAGACAUUAACUGCCAAAUGAGAUGUACAAUUCCUUUAGCAAGUGCAAACAUCCCCAAGUCACGUCCAGCGCUCAUGGCAGAUGGAGCCUUCUGACUGAAAAGCGCAAGGUUGGCAUUUUGAGCCCUUGACAGUACUUCCAAUACAAUUGGGGGUGCCUGCGUGUUUGUCCAGAUGGAGGACCGUGGCCUUGGAAUGUGAGGGUUACCUUCCCAGGACUUUUCUACUCCAAAUGCCCCCUUGAAAAGGACUUAUGUUUAUGCAGUUCUGUGAGAACUGUGAGGCUGGAGUGGGGCUGGACAGGAGCCUGCUGUGCCACCUGGCCAGAGUGGCCAGAGCCUGGUAAAACUGGAUGGAAGGUUUCAGGACAGUUUCUUCCUGUUGACCUUAAUACCAGAGAUUUUAAAAAUGUGUGCAGACUUAGCAUCUCUUUUGGCAAGUUUGUUAAUAUUACUAGCACACCGUGCACUUUGGUUCACCCAGGUGUGUGCCAGCCGACCACCCCAGAGCAUUUUAAAUGCAGGCUGCCUGGUCCUUAAAACAACCCACUAUUCCCAUUCCCAAGGUGAUUGUCUUUUUCCUCAUAAGUUAUAGCAACCAGAGUUUACAGCAAGAACAGAGUAUGCUGAUAAGAAAGUUACGUCUAACUAUGAACACCCAUAAAUUCUCAUGGAUGUGAAUAAAUAGCAAGCUCUUCCUGUUUGAGAAACAUGGCAUAUGGAAGACUAGGUCAAGUGUUUCUCUUUUGAAUAGUCCAGAUUAAGAAAAAGCACCUUGUUGGGUUAAGUUUGCCUGUUGAUUUGUUAAUCAGAUGGUAUCAGAAAAGAUCCCCAGACACUCCCCUGCCUCACAGGUGCUCUGAUCUGGCUCAGGCUGGUGCCACACAUGUGCCUGCACAGGGGUGCAGGCAAUGGAAGCUGUCGCAAGCUCAAGGCAGAACAGAAUGCUUGAUCCCGAAGGCUUAGCAGCACUUUACGCAAGUUACUGUUAGUGGGGUAAGUGGGAACAAUAUCUCCAACUUUUGAAUUCUUUAGAUUUAAUUGUAUCAUUUUCUAAUUCUUGCCUUGGCAACACAUUUUGGAGAAUAGUGGGGGUGGCCAUUAUAAACUGGUGGAAAGGAUUUAAUUUUGCCAGCUUAAUUUUUACUUUUCUAACCCUGAUGUGUUUUCAGUUUCAAAAUUAAGACAAAAACCCGGCUGAGACAAUGGAGUUAUGGCAGGUUUGUUUCAUCUCUGCUUGUGAAGGAUUUUAGUAGGGGGCAUCCUGAAGCUAAGCUGUGCUUCUUACACAGAUUGUUGCCUGCUUUCUGUCCUUCUGAUUCUUGAGUGUGAGCAUGAGGACCAUGUUGCAGUUCUUGGGAAUAUACACAUAACAGCUUUCAGAUCAUAGUUCUUGGUAUUGGUAAAAAGGUCUCCACCAGCCCCUCUUCUCAUUCCCAGGUCACUCAGUGGCAGCCAGUAGGCCGUUUAGACCCAGGUGGAUAAGGAAGUCUUGGGCUCUGGUGAAACAGCCUUGCAGAAAAUGUGAUUUUGCUUGGAAAGGUGCUCAUUAUAACCUAGUCUUGCUCUUUAAGUCCCUUCGCUGGUGAUGGCUGAUUCUAGGAACCAUUUUGGGUUUUGAACACUACUUUGUCGGUUUCUCAGAUCCUCUUGGCCUUACAUUGAAGUGGCCUUUUCUUUAAGGAUCAUGUCCACAUAACCUGAAUUCUUGAUGCUUGAACUCAUUUCAAGCCUUUGACUGCAGGUCCAUUUCAUCUCCUGUCAGGUUGGUUAAGGAAAGUCAGCCCAAAGUCAAGAAUUAAAGAGAUCCAAACCAAAUAUUUGGGCUCCAUCUUUCACAGGGUUUAUAACCCUUGUUAGCAGUCUGUGAAACCCUGGGUUUCAUGAAGUAAGAUGUGUCCUCUGGCUGCUGAACUCCACAGAGCCACAUCAUGCUCCCUCUUCUACUGGCCUGGCCACUCCUUCCUCAGUGAGGAGAGGCAGCUGGCUCAGAGAGGUGGAGCAGACACAUGCUGCCAUCUCUUAGUUAAGUGUGCUCUUUUCCAGAAGUAUCUCAGAUAAUGUUGGGUUAAGACGGAUAAAUGCUGAAAUUGGUGGAGAUCAUUACACAUUAACAUAAAACAGACAGGAAGAGAUUUUUUGAAAGACCAAAUUAGUUGAGCAAGUAAUACUUUUCAAGUUACUCCUGAAAGGUGUUUUUAAGGAAGUAUGUUACCUACCAUACUCCCCAAAUUUGACAUUUCUGUGUGUGUCCUGCGAGGUUCCAUUAUUUGUCUAACCCUUGCCAUAAGGCUGUUUGAGGUUCUUUUGCUUUUCUGGGCUUUAUAUUUAAUUUCAGGUGUCAAGAGGGACUGAUUUUUAGCUUGUCAUUGUCAGUAUUAAAUGUGGACUCUUCUGAGGCAGUUAGGACACUAAGCCUGGUGGUAACCAUGGAUGCCUUGGGCUCCUUAAUGUCACGGCAAUAUCCACGCUACACACAUACUUAGCUGUCUUGUCUGGGGGAUAGUUAUGGCAAGGAGCAAAAAAUUCUAAGGACACUAGCUGUUUCUAGGGCUUUUACUUUGAUAGUCCUUUAAGGACAUUUCCUGCAGAGCAGUCUUGCUCACAGCCCUCCCUCUGCAGGGCUUCCAGCCCCUGGCUGCAAUUAGCAGUUGAUACCACAUCUGUGCAUUCAUGUUCUGGGACCUGAUGUCAUUGGAGUCCAGAAGUUUGUUGCAACUUUCCAGUGUAAAUGACUUUACAUGCAAUGGGGUCAUAAGUAACAUUUUAAUGCUUCUGUAAGUCCAAAUCACGGAAAGUCUCAUCAUCUGACAGCCAGUCUUCUCCUAGGGAGGGUGGUGCCCAUUGGGCCCUGGGAAUGCCUCGGCCAGCAAAGCAGAUGCCCCAUGUGCUUCCUUUAUCCAGCUUCCAUUCUCUUGGUUAUGCGGCUCUUUGAAAAUGUCUUAACUUUGAUGUAAAUUUUAAAAGCCAACCCCUCAUUGAGACAGGGUUGGUUUGGGUCUUCUGUAUGCAGGGUGUGGACCCCCUCAUUGUGUGCCUCCUGCCACCGUGCACUUCACAUGUCCAGCCCUGGGUCCCUUCAGCAGCAUUGUGCGUGUACAGGUUACUAGGCUGCAAGACUGAAUGAAUGUACAUGUGUUUAUAUCCCCUCUAUAUGUACAGUGUAUAUAGUGUGUGUAUGUGUACAUAGAUGUAUAUUAUGUAUACAGACAUGUAUCCAAACUCUGCUUAUGUUUUAAAGAGAGUUUUUGAUAAAGUUGCUAACGUAAACUGAUGUGGGUGUUGCAAGGUCCCUCGGCAGGGAAGAUUUGCUGGUGAUUUCUUCACUCCAUUUUCCUUUGGGUGAGCGUGCCUGGGAAGGGCCAUGAAGUCAGAAUCUCCAUUCUGCACAAGGAAGAAUUCCAGGCAGAAAAGAUUCUGACAGGGUGACAUUUCUUUAUGUUUUUAGGUUCAGACAAGAGCCAGGAAGCUGGAAGACAGUUUAUCUUAAUAUCUAAAACUAAAUGGGAAUUUUUUGUGCGCCUAUUCAUGGCCUACCUGGAAGGAGCUUGGCAGUUGAGUUGAGCCAUCAGCCUUCCCGGCUACUCAGCUCUAUUGAGCAGCCCAGAGACAGGCAUUACGGUCAGAGAUUCAGAACGCUCUGUGUAAGUGAGGCCUGACUCCCAAAGAUGGUAGCAAUGUCCCAGGCUUGCUCUGUGCUCAUUCAGCAAGAUUUAGGGUACUAUCCUGUGAGUAAACAAAUAGAAAUUCCAUCUCUCUAUCGCCAAUUAAAAAUAGCCUACCAAAUAUUCUUUAAAAUUAAGCAUGGACAUUGAUGGCUAACCUUUGUGGCAUAUAAGCUACAAAUCGCAAGUUACUUCUCUAACUGUAAGUAUGUGAAUGAAAUCUACAAACUUAAUUCCUUUCUGUAAAUUAUGAUUUGAAAUUUCCAGAUAAAAAUUACAUUUUAAUAUGGAUAUGUGUGUCCUCAAAGCUACAGAUACCAAAUUUUCCUUGUCCAGGUCUAUUCUGAUGAAUUUUACCCCUUAAUCUGGCCUUAAACUGAGACUCGGUGAGACUCGGCCCUAGAGAGCCAGGGCCCAGCCCAGCAGUAGUUGCUCAUGGACCUGGGAAGCAGGGGCCUGCUGGAAGGAAUCACUGGAUCACUGCAAAAACUCACAUAAUCCACAGGUUGCUCUUUUUCUUUUAAAAAUAAGUUAUUAAAAUGUGUUUAAAACACUUUAUGAGACCAUAGUACUCAGUGCCUUUUGUGAGACAGUGGGUUAUUUAGCCUUCAGCUUCCCUGUUUUUGAUGUAGAGAAAGCUUCUGCUAUUUCACUGGCUUCAUCCCACAAGAUUGUGCGACCUUUCCCUGUCAUAGCCUGUCGUGACAAUCACACUACUGAAAGUGGCUUUCUACUUAAAAUGAAAAUAGAAGCGUCACAGUCUCUAAAUGAAUUGAAAUAAAAAAUUUCCUUUGGGGCUGGCUAUUUAUCUUAACAGCAAUCUAAAACCAAAAUGUGAGCUUAGAAAAAGUAUCCUUGUGGGGGAGAAAAAUGUCAGAUAUUUUUAAUGCCCAGCUGUACUUUCAGUUAAGAAGCCAAUAAUUUUGGUGUCUUAAUAUUUAUACAUGCAACAUAGAAAAAAAUGCUCAACAUUUAUUGAUUGAUCGACUGUUAAAGUUUAGUGUUUGGAUAACAUUUGGAAGUAGUAGACUUUACAUUUAAAAAAUGGCUUUUCUUUAGGAAAGUAUAAUCAAUUAUUUUAACAAUUUUAACAACCAUAGCAUUCAUGGACUCAAAUGCUGCUGCCACACACAACUCAAGUGCUGGAAUAUUUUUCUACAGUCUCUCUGUUCUACAGAUUAUCUUGUAAACCAGUGUUCAACUAGUUUUAUAACUGAAAAGCUGCACAUUUUUCACAGUACAAGCCGUAGUUUUUACUUGUAGUUUGGACUUCUCUCUUAGAAUGUAACUGCAUUACCAGCCCUUUUAAAGGCAUCUAUCAAAGGAAAAUUUGGGUGUUAGAUUUUCUUGGGACCGUUUCUGUAACCUCUGCCCUUCACAAUAUAAAAAAUAUUGGUUAUGCCAUUACAUUUUAAUGCCAGGUUUAAAACCUGUUGAAAGCUGCAGCUUUAUACAGCUUUCUUCUCCCUGUGAAAUCACUUUGUUUAUGUGAUGGCAUUUAAAAAAUAGCAUGUUCUUUUUAAACUGAAUUUUAUAUCAAGUCAAUGUCUUCAGUCUUGAAGAAGAAUUUGCAUUGUUGUGUUUGUAUAUAGAGUAUUGCAGUGCAUGAAUUAGCUUUAUGCAUUUUAUUAAAUGCUGUUUCAAUGUGGCAUUAUUGUUGUGGCUUAAUACUACUACCUAAAUGAGGUUUAUACUAUUAAAAGUGAAUUAAAGACUAA